CAGGGAGCCGUUGCACGCUCGGAUCGUCCUGUAUGUGCAAAGGAAGCUGGGCGAGUGGGCAUAGCUGGGAGGUUGGUGGAAGAUCCAGCUCUUCAUGACUUAACCCUUUCUGACAAGGCACUUAAAGAAGGAGGAAUGGCAGAAAAAGUGAACAACUUCCCCCCACUUCCUAAAUUUAUCCCACUGAAGCCAUGCUUCUACCAGAACUUCACAGAUGAAAUCCCAAUUGAUUACCAGACUCUGGUGAGAAGGAUCUAUCGCUUGUGGAUAUUUUACUGCAUCACUUUGAGCGUUAACCUCAUUGCUUCUCUGGCUUGGUGGAUCGGUGGUGAUACUGGUACCAAUUUUGGCUUGGCAAUUCUUUGGCUUAUCCUCUUCAGCCCCUGUAGUUAUGUGUGUUGGUUCCGGCCAGUCUACAAAGCCUUCCGGUCAGACAGCUCUUUUAAUUUCAUGGCAUUUUUCUUCAUUUUUGGAGCCCAGUUUAUCCUGACAGUCCUCCAGGCAAUCGGUUUCAAGGGGUGGGGAGCAUGUGGCUGGAUGGCUGCCAUAGGUUUUAUCGGUACUAGUGUUGGAGCUGGUGUGGUCAUGCUCUUCCCAGCAGUUAUGUUCACCUUGUGCGCUGUCGGGAUGUUUAUAAGUCUCAUCCGGGUUCACCGGAUCUACCGUAGUGGAGGUGGGAGCUUUCAGAAAGCCCAGAACGAAUGGCAGAGUGGAUCGUGGAAAGAUCCUCCAAGCAGGGAAGCCCAGCACAACAACUUUUCAGGAAACAGCCUCCCUGAAUAUCCAACAGUUCCCAAUUAUGGGAAUCCCUGGUCCUGAUCCUGACUGGUUGGGUUACCCAAGUAGUUUGGUUUGAGUUGUUGCAAGAAACACAUUGGGUUCCUCGUUUGAGGCUCCC
This is a messenger RNA of Protobothrops mucrosquamatus (brown spotted pit viper), 898 nucleotides long. It is a transcript of the gene SCAMP4, whose product is annotated as secretory carrier membrane protein 4. The record is from RefSeq and is a predicted model, not a curated record. Gene Ontology annotation, biological process: protein transport. NCBI's taxonomy places the organism in Eukaryota, Metazoa, Chordata, Lepidosauria, Squamata, Viperidae. The transcript has 7 exons. Gene Ontology annotation, cellular component: recycling endosome membrane; trans-Golgi network membrane. The coding region runs from base 136 to 819 and encodes 227 amino acids.